UUGAACGUAUUGACGCAAAGGGUUUGAGCGGAGAGCGGCAGGAGCUGGUUGACCUUGGAGCUGGCGACUGUGCGGAGCUGCUGGGACCAUGUACUGCUGCGUGAGUCGGGGUGCCUUGUCCAUGGCUGCGCUGCGGGCGGCUGCUGCGCCCAUACUGAGGAGAGUUCAACCAGCAAUUUGCACCCCAACUAUUCGAUUGCUUGCAAGCCAACCAGGGCCGAAUGAAGGCAAAGGUGUUCUCAUCACUGGCUGUGACACAGGAUUUGGAUUUUCAUUGGCCCAGCACCUGCACAAUCAAGGAUUCAAGAUUUUUGCAGCAUGUCUGUUAAAGGAUCAGAAUGGGGAAGGAGCAAAGAAGCUGGAGGAUAUGAAGAGCGAUCGAAUGGUUGUCAUACAGUUAGAUGUUUGCAAAGAUGAAGCCGUGGAGACAGCAGUGGAUGUUGUGAAAGAGCAUUUGACGGAUUCAGAAAAAGGUCUCUGGGGACUGAUUAACAAUGCAGGAAUCUCAACUUUCGGUGAAGUCGAGUUCACCACCAUGAAAACCUAUAAGGAAGUUGCGGAAGUUAACCUAUGGGGGACCAUUCGUGUGACCAAGGGAUUCCUCCCAUAUAUUCGCAGAGCAAAAGGUCGUGUGGUUAACAUCACAAGUAUGCUGGGGCGGAUGGCCAACCCAUCUCGAUCUCCUUACUGUGUCACUAAGUUUGGAGUGGAGGCAUUCUCAGACUGCCUGCGCUAUGAAAUGCAUCGCUGGGGUGUUAAAGUUAGUAUCGUUGAACCUGGUAACUUCAUAGCAGGCACCAGUCUUUAUAAUCCCGACCGUGUCAAAAUUAUUUUAGAAAAUAUGUGGAAUGAUCUGCCAGAAAUUGUCCGUAAAGAUUACGGGAAGGACUACUUUGAUGCGCAGAUUACUAUAAUGAAAUCCUAUCUUGAGAGUGGCUCCGCGGACCUUUCAACAGUUAUUAAUGAUAUCACUCAUGCAUUGACCUCUCCAACCCCCCACACCCGCUACAAUCCAAUGGAUUACUAUUGGUGGGUGAGGAUGCAGAUUAUGACACACUUUUACGCAGCUAUAUCUGACCGGAUAUACAUUCAUUGAAGGGAUUGUCAAUCCAAUGCUUGCUUUUUCUAACAAGGCAUUGUGUCUCUUGCUGAUGGAAGUAGUAAUUAAGUUGAUUAACAGAGUGCUUUAAUAUAAUAUUCUCAAAAUUGAAUCGGAGAAGAAUACAUUGUGCUAUUCAUUUCAGUGACUUCCAUUGCUUGGAUUAAUACUGAAAGUAUUUACAGCAACAGAUAUUGAACUAAAUUUGCACAUCUGCCACGUGGAGAUAUACGUAAAAACAUAGAAAAUAGGUGCAGGAGUCGGCCAUUCGGCCCUUCGAGCCAGCACCGCCAUUCCAUAUGAUCAUGGCUGAUCAUCCAAAAUCAGUACCCCGUUCCGGCUUUUUCCCCAUAUCCCUUGAUUCCCUUAGCCCUAAGAUUUAAAUCUAACUCUCUCUUGAAAACAUCCAGUGAAUUGGCCUCCACUGCCUUCUGUGGCAGAGAAUUCCACAGAUUCACAACUCUCUGGGUGAAAAAGUUUUUUCUCAUCGCAGUCCUAAAUGGCCUACCCCUUAUUCUUAAAAUGUGACCCCUGGUUCUGGACUCCCCCAACAUCGGGAACAUUUUUCCUGCAUCUACCCUGUCCAAUCCCUUAAGAAUUUUAUAUGUUUCUAUAAGAUCCCCUCUCAUCCUAAAUUCCAGCGAAUACAAGCCCAGUCGAUCCAUUCUUUCAUCAUAUGUCUGUCCCGCCAUCCUGGGAAUUCACCUGGUGAACCUACGCUGCACUCCCUCAAUAGCAAUAAUGUCCUCCCUCAAAUUAGGAGACCAGAAUUGUACACAAUACGCCAGGUGCGGUCUCACCAGGACCCUGUACAACUGCAGUAGGACCUCCUUGCUCCUAAACUCAAAUCUUCUUGCAAUGAGGGGCAACAUGCCAUUAAUUUUCUUCACUGCCUGCAGUACCUGCAUGCUAGCUUUCAGUGACUGAUAUAGAAGGGAUAAUAUAAUUCUGAAGUUAAUUUCUGAUUUGGCUCCAAAAAUCACAUCAUGCUAAACUACUUGGGGAGCUUUUAAAUUCUGUCACGGGAUAUGGCUGGCAAUUUGUGAAAUGAGCAUUCCUUGCUUGUCCCCGAGAACAAAUGGACAUCUCCACUGCACCCUUCCAUAGACAUGGACAGUCCCAAUCUUUUUACAACCAAAGAAAUGUAAUAACAUUUGUAAUGUAAGCAGCCAGAUUACAACUAAUAUUUUGUUGUACUGUUAAUUGAGAAUCAAAUAAUUGGUCAGGUCACCAAAGAUAAUUUCCCUACUUUGUUUCAUCGUUGUUCCUUAAGAAGGGAGACGGUACUUUGGUUUAACAUCAAAACCAAAAACCUAGCAGUCCCUCAAAACUUUAUUGAUGUGCCUCAGUCUAAUAAGCCUGUAUCUUCACCAUAGUGCUUGAAUUCAAAGUCUUGUUAUUGAGAGGCAAGAAUGCUACCAUACCCUCUACUGAAGGUACACCCAUGAUGUUGAUAGCUCGCAAGUGCCAGGAUUUCAGCCACUGCAAAGGAAGAGUAUAUUUCCAAAUCAGGAUGGCAUGUAACUUAGAGAUGGUGAUGUUGGCAUGUACCUGCUGUCCCUGUCCUUCCAAAGAGUGCUUUUGGGGAGUUUUCCCAACAAGGCCUCAUACUUUAGAUUAAAAUGGAGUACAGAUGAAAUGCACUAUUAGCUCUUGUUCAUGAAAUACUCAGAGAAUCUGAAGGACGUCUUGAGCACUACUUGUAACCUUGAGCAUUUUAUGUUGUGAAGAAAGCUGCCAGUGCUGGGUGCCUCUGCUCUGAGGCAUUCAUCAUUUGCAAGCUCAGAGCUGAGCUCUGCACGAGAUGAAACUUCAGGCAUGUAGUUUAAUUUGACUGAAUUGAUUCAGCAAACAGAAUUGUUUGUAUAAGUGGCUGCAUUGACAAUUCAAGCACUUUUACUACAUUGAGGAACAUAUCCUACACUAUUUUUACAUGAUUUUGUAUGUUUUUAUCUGUUCUGCUUCCUGAAAAGACCAUGCAUAAAGUAAAUUGUGCAAAAUGUUUUUUUUAACAUGUCUCAUUAGAUAGCAUUCUACUUUUCAAAAUGACUGUAAUCCCAUUUUCUAAAUUAUUGCAGAUUAUUUUCCCCUUGGAGUAAUUUAGCAGAAAGUGACUCAUUUUUAAUGAGUUUUAAGUACUGAAUUUUAGCAUUCCUUUAUUGUAAUAAAAUUGAGAGGUCCCUGUCUUUGUUCAGAAUGGUUGUUUAAAGAUGUUUUUGGUGAAUUAUUUUCAAGGUUCCCAGUUGAAAUGUUACAAAACCAAUAAAAUUGCAGUGAACAAAA
Molecule: messenger RNA, 3382 nt
Organism: Amblyraja radiata (thorny skate)
Lineage: Eukaryota; Metazoa; Chordata; Chondrichthyes; Rajiformes; Rajidae
Product: D-beta-hydroxybutyrate dehydrogenase, mitochondrial
Exons: 6
Coding region: 89-1096 (335 amino acids)
Biological process (GO): steroid metabolic process
Cellular component (GO): intracellular membrane-bounded organelle
Molecular function (GO): 3-hydroxybutyrate dehydrogenase activity
Source: RefSeq, a predicted model, not a curated record